AUGAGCUGGCAAUCCGGCAGCAUCCGAAGCGGAGGUGGGGGCAAGAGCUUCAGCACCGUCUCUGCUGUGGUUCCAAGUAGCCACAGAGCCAGCUUCAGUUCGGUCGCCGUGUCAAGAAGCGGUGGAGGUUUUGGAAGGCUCGGCGCCGGAGGCAGCUUUGGCAGCAGGAGCCUCUAUAACCUAGGGGGCACUAAGAAAAUUUCCAUCGGUGGUGGGAGCAACCUCCGGAGUGGAUUCGGGGGCGGAGCUGGUGGAGGCUUCAGUCUUGGGGGAGGAGGUCAUGGUGGCGGAUCUAGCUUUGGCGGGGGAGCUGGCGGUGGUGGUGGGCUUGGUUUUGGUGGCGGGGGAGGCUUUGGUGGAGGUAGAAGUCCAGCAGGAUUUGGGGGUGGCAAUUCACCUGGCAUAGGUACCAUCCAAGAAGUGACCAUCAACCAAAGCCUCCUAGCGCCACUGAACCUGGAGAUUGACCCAAAUAUCCAACAGGUGCGAAAAGAGGAGAAGGAGCAGAUUAAGAGUCUCAACAACAGAUUUGCUUCUUUCAUUGACAAGGUCCGCUUCCUGGAGCAGCAGAACAAGGUGCUUGAGACCAAGUGGACCCUGUUGCAGGAUCAGGGUCAGAAAUCCAAUUCCAGCAAGAAUAACCUCGAGCCCCUCUUUGAGUCUUAUAUCAACAACCUGAGGAAGCAGCUCAACAACCUGUUAAAUGAAAGAGGGCGGCUGGAGGGCGAACUGAAGAACACGCAGGACCUUGUGGAGGAUUUUAAGAACAAAUACGAAGACGAAAUCAACAGGCGCACAGCCGCAGAGAAUGAGUUUGUGGUGCUCAAGAAGGAUGUCGACGCCGCCUAUAUGACCAAGAUAGAGCUGGAGGCCAAGGUGGAUGAGUUGAUGGAUGAGAUCAACUUCCUCAGAAUCCUCUACGAUGCGGAACUGGCCCAGCUGAAUGCCCAGGUGUCUGACACCUCCGUCAUCCUGUCCAUGGACAACAACCGAGACCUGGACCUCAGCAGCAUCGUGAAUGAAGUCAAAGCUCAGUACGAGGACAUUGCUAACAGGAGCCGAGCUGAGGCUGAGUCAUGGUAUCAGAACAAGUUCGAGGAGCUGCGAGCCACUGCUGGGAAACACGGCGAUGACCUGCGGAACACAAAGGGAGAAAUCUCAGAGCUCAACCGGCUGAUCCAGAGGUUACGGGCUGAGACUGAGAAUGCAAGGAGCCAGUGCACCAAUCUGCAGACGGCGAUCGCAGACUCCGAGCAGCAUGGUGAGCUGGCUCUUAAAGAUGCCAGGAUGAAGGUGGCUGAUCUGGAGGAUGCUCUCCAGAAGGCCAAGCAAGACAUGACGCGCCAGCUGCGGGAGUACCAGGAGCUGAUGAACGUCAAGCUGGCGCUGGAUAUCGAGAUCGCCACCUACAGGAAGCUACUGGAGGGAGAGGAGAGCAGGCUGAGCGGAGAGGGCGUCAUCCCCGUCAGCUACUCGGUGGUCAGCUCUAGUGCUGGAGUUGGUGGCGGAGCUGGUUUGGGAGGAGGAUCUGGCGGCUUUAGCUCAGCAGGAGGCGGAGGAGGAUUCAGCUAUGGAGCUGGAAGUGGUCUUGGUCUCGGAGGCGGAGGGUUCAGCUUUGGAAGCGGAGUCAGCUUCGGAGGGGGCAGUGGCCUUGGCUACGGAGGUGGCAGCGGGCUGAGUGCUGGAGGAGGAAAUUUCAGCACCGGAAGCGGGAUAGGCGCUGGGGUGGGAACCAGCGUGGGCGUGAAAAUUGUCUCCACAACCUCUUCCAGCAAAAAGACCAUAAAAAGUUAA
Messenger RNA from Caretta caretta (loggerhead turtle), 1794 nucleotides. The record is from RefSeq and is a predicted model, not a curated record. NCBI's taxonomy places the organism in Eukaryota, Metazoa, Chordata, Testudines, Cheloniidae.